CCCAGGGGUCUUGAUAAGAGGGCUAAGCCCCCUGCAGCGAGCAGGCCCUUCCCUCUAGGUGAAGGGCCCCACCCUGGGCAGUGGGGACAGGAGACCAGACCCUAAGACCUGCCCUGGAGGAGCCUGUUGGGGUGUGGGAUUGGGUGCAGGACCGGGAUGCCUGUGUGACUACCAGUGUGCUGGGAAGUGGGAGGCCUUAGGAAAGGGUAGCUUUGCAUCCAGGGGUUGUGACAAACCUGUCAUUUGCAAGGGCCUGUUGAGCCAGGAGAUACCUGGGAAUGGGGUGCUCCAGGCAGCAGGCAUGGCCUGUGCAAAGGCCCUGGGGCCGCAUUGGGCCUGGCGGCUGGGACAAACAGCAAGGUGGCCCAUGUGGCUGGAGCAGAGUGGGCGACUGGGAGAGAGGGAGGGGGCAGGGCAGGGACGGGCAGGUCAUGCAGGACCCGGGGACCUUAAGGAGAACUCCAGCUUUGACCCCAAGGAAGUGGGUGCCCCGGGUGUGUGUCCACGAGAAGGGAUGAGAUUGCUGUAUGGAAACCUGGAGGGACAGGCAGAGAGGACGGCGAGGAGGCUCCGCCCAGGCGGGUGAUACCCUGACCGUGGCCAGCAUUACAUGGAGGUGGUGAAAGGUGGGCAGAUUCUUGUUUUUUUUUGUCAUUUUUUAAAUGUGGUAGGACUCAUCACAUGUAACUUACCAUCUUAGAGUGCACAAUUCAGUGGCAUUAAGUACAUUCUUACCCAUCACCUCUCGUUCCUAAACAUUGUCAUCCCAGGAAACCCUGUCCUGUGAGCACCCCCUCCUCUGCCUCCCCAGCCCCUGGCUGCACAAACCCAUGUUCAGUCUGUGGAUUCACCUGUUGUGGGCAUUUCACAGAAAUGGGGUCACGUGCUGUAUGGCCUGUGUCUGGCGGGAGUCUCUGAGCACCGUGUUCAGGGCCCGUCCACCUGCAAAGCAUGGCAGGGCCUUGCUCCCUUGAGUGGUGAGGGAUGUUCCACGUGUGGAUGGAACCCGUUUUGUUUUGUUUGUCCUGCAGUCAGUGGGCAUUCGGGUUGUUUCCACUUCGGCUGUUGUGAACACAGGUGGGCGGUUUUUGCUGUGGAUAUAUUUGGGAAACAGGAAGGACUGCCUGGGGGUGAGGUGGGAGAGGUGAUAAGAAGGGGCUGCUGGAGCCCCAGGUCUGGUCCAGAAGCUGUGGGCUCACACCCACAGCCCACCCACAGCCAGACACCCUUCCCCUGCUGCCUGCCUUCCAGCCUCUGCUGUGGGCUGGGGAGGGAGGAGCCAUCUGAGCUGUUGCCAGGACACAGGGCGGCCUUUGUUGCUGUCAACAAUGGCCCACAGGCCUUCUAGGCAGGAGCCCGGACUGGCACCCAGAGGCAGACAUGCAGACACUUGGGUGGGCAGCUGCCUGGCCCUACGUGCCCCGCAGGACCCUUGAAGUGGACUUCCCAGCACCUCUCUACAGCGAUGACUACCUGUCCCAGGAGGGGCCUCGCGGGGCGCCAGUCAUCAAGCAGGCAACAGGCUGGAGUUAUACACCCAUGGGACGCGAUGCCUCCGGCCAGCUGUGGUACACUGGCCUGACCAACUCGGAAUCCCGGGAAGCCUGGUACACGCUCCCACGAGCCCCGGACAGCCCGUACCACAAGGCUUACGCCUGCUGGCAUGGAUGCUACAGCCACCGGGAGCGGAACAUGCCCUCGGCCUACACCCAGCACCUCCGGGAGACUGCCUGGCACGAUCCCAUCAUCCCUGCCCAGUACAGGGCCCCCAGCACGCGGUGGGGGAGUAUGCGGUGGACAGACAGGCCCAGCCGGGGAAAGGAAUACGCAGUCAAUAGGCACCGAUAUGGGAUGGAGCCACUGUGGCAGGUGUCUGACUAUGUGCCGGCACUGUCGGUGCCCCAGCGCCCAUGCUACACCACCCAGAACUACCAGCAGUGGGCCCUGGAGCCCUACUGCCCCUCCACCAACCAGCGGCCCCCGCCCAGCUCCCCACCUACUAACUGGUAAAGGCCAUGCUUCCCAACACCA
Messenger RNA from Manis pentadactyla (Chinese pangolin), 2031 nucleotides. It is a transcript of the gene TEKTIP1, whose product is annotated as tektin bundle interacting protein 1. NCBI's taxonomy places the organism in Eukaryota, Metazoa, Chordata, Mammalia, Pholidota, Manidae. The record is from RefSeq and is a predicted model, not a curated record. Bases 1381 to 2010 code for a protein of 209 amino acids. The transcript has 4 exons.